AUGGCAUCUACCUCAAAUGCUUCCCAUUCUGACGAGUCUGACGACGAGGUAAAGUCUAAAUAUAUUCCACCUGCCAAGAAGGAGCUCAAAGACAUUUUACAAGCUGAUGCUGAGGAUGAGAGCUUGAAAAAGUAAGAUAAUUAGAUUGUUAUCCUACUUAUACCUAAAAAUACUAUUUUUUAACUUUAAAAGCUUUUAAACUUUUGUUUCGAUUAAAAAAUCUUGAGGCGAGAACAUGAAUAGUGUUAUUACAAUACUAAAGUUUGUUUUUUUAAACUAUUUUUCAUAUUAAUUUGUUUUAGGUACAAAGAAAAGUUGUUAGGAAACGCAUUGGAUAAUGUUGUAGUAGAUGAAAGUAAUCCCAAAAGAGUCAUCGUUAAGACGAUUGCCGUUCUAGCGGAUCACGGAACUGUGGGGGAGUUCAACAUACCACCAGGUAAGAGAGUUUUAUUUUAAAAUUAUUAUUUAAAUAUAGUUGUUAAAUUUUUUUAACGAUUUAAGGGUAGAGACACUUAAUCUACUAUAAACGUUUCAUUUUCAGAAGGCGACUUCACGUUAAAGAUAAAAGAAGCCGAACGCUUCCAACUCAAAUUCGAAUACUAUGUUCAACGAGAAAUCGUAUCUGGGUUACGGUACAUCCACAGAGUAAGCCGUUUGGGUAUUCGGGUAGCCAAAGAGACCUAUAUGAUAGGGUCGUAUGGUCCCGCGGCCGAUCUCAAAACCUUCAUUACACCAUGGGAAAACGCGCCUUCAGGUAAUUAACUUUUCUUGUAGUAUUUCACAUAUAUAACAUAAGCACCUUUCAUUUUGGCCUUAAUUCAUAAUAACAAUAAGUAACCUUCAUAAAAUUACAUAUAAGGAUCUAAAUAUAAAACUGUUUUGUCUUGCUAAAUUACAUGAUUUCAGGUAUUAUGUCACGCGGUAAAUACGCGGUAACCUCGAAAAUAACCGACGAUGAUGACAAUGACUAUGCCACGUUCAACUGGACGUUGGAGAUAUCCUCAAGCUGGUAACUUGCCGUCGCUUCUCAGGAGUUGUUCAUAUCUUCAAGAGAUUGCUUCCGUCCGAAAUUAUUUAUACUGUAGAUUUCCAUUUAUUUUGUUGAUAAAGUAGACAAUUUUCACAUACUUUCUUAAAAUGUCAGUCCUUUGGAGAUACGUUAACAAAGUAGAUCCCUAUUAAAGAUGAUGAUAAAGCUCUUUCCAGAUAUAAUGAUAGAGUAGGUAAUUACAUUAAUGUAAAACAUUGUAAACCCGCAACAAGUAGAGUGACCUGAAUUCGGGGUUACGUGUAAUUACUCCUUCCUUCCCUAACUGUAAAUUGUGUGAUUCGGGUCGUUUUACGGCGUAAUUCCUUUAUUUUCAAAGUUUUUCGUCACAUUACAAGAGGCUUGUAACCUUGGCUUUCCAUUUUAAAGUGAUUUGAACCCGUUCAUUCCAUUGAAAAGUGCUGUCCACUUCUGACAACCAGGUCUUUGCUGCAGUUUUCUUCUGACCAUCGAGUCAUCGUUACCUAUAAUGGGUCUGGAAAUAAGGAUAAUCGCCUUGUUUUUCCUAUUAAACACGGUAAGAGCGGCAGGCCAACUGGUGGAAGCUGACAAUGCCAUCAUCUUGGUACCUCAUGGUGAAGAUCCUCAGAAUUCGAAAAACAGAUUAGUUAUCCCACAAGGUAAGCCCCCUUUUAAGAAAGUCUAUCAUAAUAUGCAUUUAGACUCAUUUCUAUAAAAACUAAAUAAUUACAAUAACUUGAUUUCAGUAAAAGACGGACCACAAGCCCCACUCCCUUGUAUUGUAGCUGACAGUGGUACUCAUGAGCAUGGUCAGACAUUCACUAAAGGCAACUUCCACUACUCAUGCAAGAAUGGCACUGCAGAAGUUAUAGGUAAGUUACACUUUGACAUUAUACUGUACAUGUAGAACAGAUCAUGAACUUAUUGACAUACCAGCCUAUUGUUACCACGUAAACGUUUCAGCUUGUGUCAGCGAUGACAUGUCAGUCAUCCAAAUCGGUCGUACCUUUCUCAAGAACGGUAUCAGACACAAAUGUAAUGUGAACGGCGAGACUGUGACCUAUGAACAAAGUAAGUUUGAAGCACAUAAAUGAAGUACAUUCAGAAUCAACGUGCUUUGAAAAUGGAGUACACUACGAUGUUGGAGAAAGUUUUAAAAACGGAUCCUUCAAAUUGAUUUGCAAAGACGGAGGUGUAGCCAUCAGUGGUAAGAACAUCUUUUAAAAAUUACUUUCGAAUGCCCUUUUGAUUUGUUUUAUUGUCUUGUUUAAGGUUGUUAUGUACAGAACCGUACUGACGAUGUGAUCUCACUCGGAGAAUCCAGAAUCAUCGGGAAACACAAACAUAACUGUGAGCUCAUGGACGGAGGCAAGAUACGAUACACAAUUAACUGUAAGUUACACUAAUACCUCGUUCAUCAAGUGACAUCUGCCAAAAUGAUCACCUUAAAAUGUAAAUUACAGUAAUUGGAUGCCGAAAAGGAGACUAUGUCUACAAUGAAGGACAGAUUUGGACGGAGAAACACGUUAGGUAUCAAUGCGGAUCACAAGGACAAACUAUGGUAAUAGGUAAGACAAUUGACUACGCAUAUUUCCAACAAAAUGUUACAAAAGAUGUCAUUGUAGACCUAAUUUGAUACAUUGUUUUUCUGACAUUGAAUGAGUUUUUUAGGUUGUUCCGACGACGAGAACGAGCUCUUUGUGGAAUUAGGCCGAGACGUUCUUAUGAAUGGCAUCGUACAUCGGUGCUACAAGAUCAACAACACCACAUUCUACCACAGGUAUGUAGCUGUAGCAUCAUUUACACUAACUUGAUACUUAGAUUCGAAUGCCCGGAUAUGCCAUUACAAGAGUGUGUUGAGAACGCUCCGACCCCAAAACGAGUACGAUCAGUACAAGACAGAAUUAACUUAUGA
This is a messenger RNA of Bursaphelenchus okinawaensis, 2924 nucleotides long. Lineage: Eukaryota; Metazoa; Nematoda; Chromadorea; Rhabditida; Aphelenchoididae. The record is from the annotation of a GenBank genome assembly.